AUGGCGAGGGUUAGAAGCUCCAAUCCCCUCCCCCCCUCCGUGCAGUUACAGCCUCCGCCUCCUCGCCUCCUUCAUGACCCGGCUGCGAAGAUCGGGCCCACUGCCGAUGGCCAGACACAGGCCGUCAUUGGAGUUUCCCCCAGCUUAGUGCUCAAAGGAAGUAUAUCGCAGCAGCAGCAACAAAGUCUGGAGAUGGUCCAGAUUAUGCUGCAUGUAUCGUUUGGUACCUUGUUCUACCUUCGGGAAUUUCUACCAUUGCCCUGCUUCGAUGACAGGGAUCUCAAGGAGGCUCAACGCGAUAAGAAAUUCUCCUACCGCGAGUUCCUCGACCGGAAGACGCCAUGCCCGACUCUGGAGUCGAACGCCCAGGUCCCUUUCGGAAAAGGCAAGCGAGGUCAGCCGCUCAAGGUGAUCAUUCGAGGCUCGGAUCCCAAAGCGGAUAUGAUCCUCGACAUCUUGGAAAAUGGCAUCUUCGACGCACUGAGCAAGAACGUGCUGGAAGCGAUCCAACUGACCGUCCUUGUUGAUAAGAAUGCACCGGAGAAUGUACUCGAGUCGUACACUUUCUCGUUCAAGUACUCUGGAGAGUCCGGAGAUAUCAACAAACGCCUCGAAAGUUUGUCGAUAGAGCCAGUGGGCCUUGUUGCCGACAUAAAGUCUGCGCAAUCGGCCAGGGUAGGCCUGGAGACGAUCGUGAGGCGGUUGAUCACCCUCAGUGCAUUUUUACCAGCACUUCCGAACAAACGUAAUCUAGGUGUUCAUUUGUUCUACACUGAUAAUUGCCCUCCUGAAUAUGAGCCUCCGGGCUUCAGCGGAGCUAAAGAUGACACGAUCAGGUUUCCCCACACAGAUAAUUGGAAAAGAGAAUCGCAAUCAUGCGGUCUGAUGGACAGUGGCUGGCAUACAGUGGGGCUAAGAGUCUCCUCAAUGAAAUGGACUGGGCCUGAUCCGGAAGGGUCAGAAGCUUUACCCCAGAUUCCAUCUGAUCUCGAACACACUGAUGUAGUCAGAAGGAUGGACGACGUCGGAUUCGAAGAAAAAGAGAGCGAAGCUGCUAUAAAUGUUAUUGAACAAAACAACAGCACAAAGGAAGCCGAUCCGCCAACUCUGGACCCAGUCCCUUCACCGGGGCCAUCGCAGAAGGAUGAUUCAUACGUUGAGCCGACCCAAGAUGCUAUUGAAAGGCUGCAAUUGCAGAAGAUGCUGGAAACGCAAGCUUCAGAUUCUCUCUUCAAUGGCGAUAUGUCUCCCACGCAGCCUAUUGUACCUAGUGAACGACCCGAGUCUCCGGGAUCAAGCGUCUUAACACCUCUGCCACCCUCACCACCACCAGAAGCUCAAAAGCCGGUUCUGUCUGAGGAAAGCAUUCGUCAAAUCAAGGAAUAUCGCAAAGCUCAUGGCUUGGAUGUUUCAACAGAGGAGGAAGGCCUAGGCAAGGUGAAAUGUCAAUGCGGCUGGGAAGGUGAGGAAAAAGCGAAGGCCAUGUGCUCUUUCUGCCACUCGCACCAACAUCUGGCCUGCUACGGAUACACUGAUAGCGACGACCCCAGGUUACCUGAAGUCCACGCUUGUUAUCGGUGCCUUCUUAGGCUUAAAGAGGGCCCAGUACUCCAAGAAAUGACUAGCCUCGUUCUUCUUAGGAGGGCCAUUCAGAUUAUACAGACGGAAGGCUAUCCGAGCCAUACCUCAACUUUUACGGAGAAGCUUCAUUGCAACGGACAGACGGUCAUUCAGAUGACCGACGUGCUCAGAAAGCGUGAGCUGUUGGAAGCGACACCGGGAUAUAAAAGUAAAGGUUUUAUACGCAGGGGCUUGCCAAAGUUUUUCAUUCCCGACUCCGAGGAAGUGCGUCGGACAAUCCAAGAAGAGAUUCUGGAUCCGAUGCUCAAGAUUCGACACCAUUAUAAAUUACCAAUUGGUUCGCAACCAUCUACCGAGUCGACUAAGUCGUUGAUUGAUAAAGAGCGGGAAGCGAGCAAUGAAGUCACGAGCCGAGAAACGGACAGUAGCCCUACGACCAAGCCAAGAGAAAAGCGCGAUACACAGCCGACGGAAGAAAUACUGACGGUGACUGGAAGUGAGACUCGGAGUCGCAAGAGGAAACAGUCGUUGCCCGAGCCAAAGGAAGACUCUGAGCAACGCGAAAAGUCGACACCAGACCGUCUGAGUGGCAGAGUCACUAGACUGAGCAGUCGAAGGGAAAGCUCUCAGGGGACCACCCAAGCUCCGGGCCCCAAAACACCUACCACCACCCGCGAAAGAAGGCGGAGUAGUCUUCGAAGGAGCAGCAGAAAGCGCCGUAAGAUCAGCAAUUACUCCAAGCUCAUUGAUGUUGGGGCCGACGAGUUCGAUGCAUAA
Messenger RNA from Aspergillus saccharolyticus JOP 1030-1, 2358 nucleotides. RefSeq names its product putative meiosis specific protein Hop1. Bases 1 to 2358 code for a protein of 785 amino acids. The record is from RefSeq and is a predicted model, not a curated record. Lineage: Eukaryota; Fungi; Ascomycota; Eurotiomycetes; Eurotiales; Aspergillaceae. Gene Ontology annotation, cellular component: nucleus. Gene Ontology annotation, biological process: meiotic recombination checkpoint signaling; synaptonemal complex assembly. The transcript is spliced from 10 exons.